Ictalurus punctatus (channel catfish) is the source of this 1775-nucleotide messenger RNA. It is a transcript of the gene mtx1a, whose product is annotated as metaxin 1a. Gene Ontology annotation, cellular component: SAM complex. The record is from RefSeq and is a predicted model, not a curated record. NCBI's taxonomy places the organism in Eukaryota, Metazoa, Chordata, Actinopteri, Siluriformes, Ictaluridae. Bases 55 to 1014 code for a protein of 319 amino acids. The transcript is spliced from 8 exons. Gene Ontology annotation, biological process: mitochondrion organization.
CUGCAGCUCUGUAAAAGAUUACUUCCGAGUCAAAGGUUUUUUGAGUUGAACAAGAUGGCGGCCCCCUUAGAGUUGUUUUGCUGGAAAGGGAGUUGGGGUUUACCUUCUGUUGAUACUGGCAGUCUAAUAGUUUUGGCUUAUGCUCGAUUUGCUGGAACCCCACUGAAAGUUCACAAGAUCUCCAACCCGUGGAGGAGUCCCACAGGUUCACUCCCUGCUCUGAAGACCAAAGAGGAUGGGAGUUUCUCUCAACCCAGCAAAAUUAUCAUCCAGCUCAGGAAACAGAAAUACAACGCAGAUUACGACUUGUCCGCAAAAGAAGGUGCCGACACACUCGCUUUUAUCUCUCUGGUGGAAGAAAAGCUGAUGCCUGCUCUGAUUUAUGCUCUAUGGAUCGAUCCUAAGAACUAUGCUGAGGUGACACGUCGCUGGCAUGCAGAGAACAUUUCCUUUCCACUGAACUUUGUCCUGCCGAGCUGCAUGCAGUCUAGGCAGCUGGAGAGAGUGCGACUCAUGCGGGGAAACGGCACUCUGGAGGCCGGCGAGGAGGCUGAGAAAGAGCUGUACAGUGAUGCUCUGGAGUGCAUGAAUCUUCUCUCUCAACGCCUUGGCUCAAACAGAUUUUUCUUUGGGGACUCACCCUCCUCCCUUGAUGCCUAUGUGUUUGGCCACUUGGCACCGAUACUGAAGAUCAGGCUGCCCAGCAACAAACUGCAGCAGCACCUAAAGGAUAUGGACAACUUGACCAACUUCUGCUCUAACAUCCUAUCCUUGUACUUCCCUGAUGAGAUUCGAGAAGGAAUGGGUCAGUCGGCAUCCAAUGUUCAGGAGGGAAGUGAGUUUGACCAUGAACCUUAUAAGAGACGCAAGCAGCUGCUGUCCGUCUUGGUAGCUGUAGCAGCCAUGCUGGGCUAUGCUUUCCUCACGGGAAUUGUUGCUAUUGAGCAUGUGAAGGAGAAGGGGUCAACAGGAAACACCGCCUCAACUGACCUUCAGAUUGAAGAGGAUGAGUGAUGGAUGAGGACUGGGAAACAAAUGGGGACAUUUAAUUUACCUGGUGGACAGAAUUCUUCACUGGAGAUUUACACAAUGAGGUUGGUUAAGAUUACAAUGUGUCUUUUUCUAAUUAGAGAAUUUUGAAUAGGAUUUGGGCUUUGCUUUGUUUUUCCCUGCAUAUGUGACAUUUGUUUGACUGUUUUUCAGUUCUUUAUUAUGUGGUGCUAUAAAGAUAUCUAGUUUCUACAUAGUGACAUGAGCUUUUCAUUGUCCAACAUCUGAAAUGUACUAUGAAAGGACAUAUACUAUGUCUGACUUGAAAGUGAAAAUUGGAUAUGGCCUGUACUUCGAGUCUAAUUUCUGUGGGUUAUAGACUAGCUGGUAAAUGCUCUGUAUUUUAAUUGACAUAUUGCUAGUAAACAUUUUGGUCAAAUUCCAUUGGUGGAACUAAUAACAUCUCAUCUUGAUUAAUAGUCUCUGUUCAUUGCACAUUCCUCUUUUACCUUGUUGCCUUGUCCACUGAGACACACAUUCCUGCUGAUCUUUGCAAUGUUCAAACCAGUAAUGAUGUCCAGGGGACAUUAAUGCUUAGGUCAGUGAUUUAUUUAUUUAUUUUUUUAUUAUUGUUGAUAUUUUUAAGUUUUAUCCAAAGGUUUAAAAGCACAUUGUAAGUUAACAUUUGAAACAAGAGCUUUAAUAAAGUGUUAUUUACCUGGUUGCAACAAAACAUUAGAAGUUUAUUGCAUUUUCUUUUGUAUUUAAAAAAUUGCAUCAAAAUG